Messenger RNA from Paramuricea clavata, 8704 nucleotides. The record is from the annotation of a GenBank genome assembly. Lineage: Eukaryota; Metazoa; Cnidaria; Anthozoa; Malacalcyonacea; Plexauridae.
CCGGAAAGUGUUGCACGUGAUACAUGCAGUUUGGGAUUAUGUAUAUAUGUUUACAAGUGCUUAAUAUCUAAAUGACUAAUUACAGUACUUUGCCUCAGCAAUACAUAGUUCAAACUUUAAACUGCUAAACAGCAAUGGCGGAACAUGUUGCUCCCAAAAAACGAAAGCUUGAUAUAGACCGCGUUCACAUUAAUCUAUCACAGAAAGAACUACAACGCUAUAUUCUCGAAAUAGCCAAGGAACCCCUUGUGUUUUUGGAUAAAAUAUCCGAUUGGGGAAGUCUCGCUUGGACGCCAGAAAGCCUGAGUAAACAGCUCUCGAAUGUACGAACUCGAUUCCGAUUCUGUCCUCGUAUUUCUUCAAGCGAGUAUUGCUUUCCCGCCAAACAUGCAGUGAUGGAGACAGAUUGUCAGUUCAUGGAAGGUACUUUUGGGGACUUUCAUGAGUGGUUGACAUGCGAUGAGGCGAAAUCGCCAAAUUUGGCUUUUGGAAAGUUUCCUAGGAAAGGUAAAAUGUGAAAUAUAAUUUACCUCCGUUCUUGUAUUGCGUUUCUUUAUGAUUCUUGUUCUUCUGCUCUUCAACUGAGGCAUGUACGGGCGAUCAUGGGCAUUAACGAAUUUAACGUACGCUACCGGAAGUACUUAAUAUUUAGUACUGCUUUUAAAAAUAACAACAUACCAACAUUAUCCUUUAUUAUGAACACCCUCCUACGCAGAGUCAUGGAAAUAUAAAAUGCAAUACAGGACUUAAGCCCUGACAUGAGAGAAAAGUCAGAGGUUUCUCCAAUUCUCCCUGCAAAAUAUGGUAUACCCUGAGCUUGGCAGAUUGCUUUUGCAAACAGCAUAUUAUAAUUAUGGGUUACAUUGACCCAAACCAAAUGUACUUUCUGCAACGAUAGACUUGCUCUACAAUAGCAGGGUGGGUUGGAAAAUUUAUCGAAAAUUGAUAUUAAAUUGGCAGGAGUGGAUAGGUGGGGUUUUUGAAAUUGUUGUGGAAUAUAAGUCUGUUGCAGACAUUCCAACUCUCCCGAUUUUACCAGGAGUCUCCCGAAAAUUCAUGCAAUCUCCUGGUCUCCCGAUUUUUAUGAAAUUCUCCCGAUUUUUCAGAAUAUUCAGGAAAUAUCGUAAAAAAAUCAUAAAUAUACUGUUUUUAGCACCAUAAUAGUCUGUCUUCACCUUUUUAUGAAGUUACUUUAUGGCAAUUUAUAGGAUUACUUAUAACAACAUACUCCCAAAAUGCAGGAAACGCCAUUUCUGAAGACUUAAUUUUUAUUAUUUUUUCUCUGAAGAACUAGAUUUCAAUUCAUUGAACAGUCUCCCUAAAUUUUACGUCCAGUAGUUGGAAUGUCUGGUGUUGUUGCAAUAUACUGUAGGUUGCAACCUUUAAAAUUGCUUCCAAUUGCAGCUCUCAUCCUCUCUUCCACAGGUGCUUCAUGCACAAAUAGAGAUGCAUGGAUUAUUCCUGACCUAUUUUGCCUGACCUGCAUCUAACACCCCCCCCCUGCCCCCCCCCCAAUUAUAAUAUAACUAUGUUACUAUCAGGCCCGUAGCUGAGGGGGGGCCUGGGGGGGCAUUGCCCCCUCACUCGGUGGGGCAGUGCCCCCCAGUGCCCCCCCACUCCGAAAUUUGGUAUGAAAAAUUGAGAUAAAGGACCUGGAAACCAAUUGUAAUCAUGGGACAAAUUCUGUAAAUUUUGUGGUUAAUUAAUUUUGUGAUGUUUCGAAAAAUUUUGUUAGGUUUCAGAAAAAUUUGGUCUGUGCGGAAAAAAUUGGUAUGUCCGGAUAAAAUUUUUGACCCCUAAAAUGGUACACUGACCGAAAUUUUUUUGGCGACGGGGGGGGGAGGUCGCCAAAAUAACUUAGUGCCCCCCCCCCAGAAAUUGAGAGCCAGCUACGGGCUUGGUUACUAUGCAUUGACAACCCUUUGUGCAAUAUUCUUCAUUAAUAGAAUUUAGCAUUGACUUGUAAUUUAUUAACCUAGCUACCAUAUUUUUAUGCACAAUUAUAUAAUAUACAAUGUUUGAUUAAUUAACUCCAUAUUGCUCUGUUGUGAAACCAUCUGUUUCCUAAAUCCCCGCCCUGCAAUGGCCAUAUUAGCCAAAAUCCACCCUGUAGGAUAGCUAGAGCACAUUAUUGUAUGUUUCCUACAUAUCAAACGUUUUAUCUAAAUGUACGGCAAUUGAUAUCAGUAAAGUAUCGAGGUUUUUGGGCAUCUCGUUUGAUACUGACUACAAUAAAUGUAGCUCUGCAAUUCUGGUGCAGUGCUUAACCAACUGAGCUACAGAUCAGUCCAGUUGUUGCACACGGACAUUAACUACAAAUUCAUAUAAUUAUAUCUAAUGAGUGAUACCAGUGGUAGGUAUAUGGGUAAAUAUAAUGAUUAAAUAUAAUGGUGUAUACCUUUGGGUGUAUAGAAUAACAUUACACCUUUGCUUUCACAUGUCAUUCAUGACAACACUUCUGAUAGGGUUUCUGUCACUGUUUUGGAUAGAGCAGACUACUCGUGUUAUGCUGAUUACAAAUACAUGAAAGACUUAUUUGUUGAAUGUCCCAGUAAAGUACAAGAUAUAAACUGGGCAUGUCUUGGUUUUCCAACAAGGACUGGUGAACAAUCAACAUUUUGGAUGGGUAGUGAUGAAUCAUUUACACCAUGUCAUUAUGACAGUUAUGGAUGUAACUUGGUUGCUCAACUAUAUGGCAAGAAGAAAUGGUUAUUGUUUCCACCAACUCAGAGUGAGUAUCUUCACCCCACUCGGAUACCUUAUGAAGAGUCCAGUGUUUUUAGUCUGGUCAAUAUCCGAGAUCCUGAUCAUGAGAAAUUUCCAAACUUUGAACAUGCAACCUGUUAUGAGGUUAGUAAAUUGAAUUUUUUAAAUGACCAACAAGUUAUUACAAUUUUUCCUCAUUCCUGACUACUAACAAAUCGUCUGCAUGUUCAGUCUCAUUAUUUAUCAACCUCAAUGUCAACCUAGGGCGCACUGAGGCGCAUUGCAGCUCAAUGGGUUAAUAAUGUUUAGUAUUAUAUAUAAAGUGUGAUAAAUGACUUUCUAAAUACAUGUACAUGGUCAUGGAUUUGCAUUGAUAUAAUCAGGAUGUUCAGAAGUAGCACCUGGUUAGAAUAUUACUGUACCAUAGUCUGGUUAAUUCAAUCUGGAAAACCUCUGUGGUAAAGUCAACCCCCAAUUCCUGGUUAGUCCUGUUCUUAAUCCCUAACGUUUAUUUAGCUGUUUAUAACCAGGGUUUUAAUCCCAAUUUACCGACACGAUAAAUUCCAAUACAAUAUAUAGGGUUAUAUCACCCUCUAGAAUCUAUCUAAGCCCUGUUAGAAAGUGUUCAAUGACCCACCAAAAUUUCGCUUCAUCCCUCCUAUUUUGUGUGAAAGUCUUUAACCCUAACGCCUAAACCCUGCUGCAAGUGGUGCAAGCGGCACCACUGAACAAGCUUCAGCUCGACAGAGGUUAGGCGUUGGGGUUAAAGACUUUCACACAAAAUAGGAGGGAUGAAGCGAAAUUUUGGUGGGGUUGAACUCUUUCUAUACUCAGUGGUGCCGCUUGCACCCCACUAGAAAUUUUUCCACCCCUCCUUUUAAAAAAAUGAAAAUCCGCCCUUGAACUGUAUAGAAACACGGAAAAUGUUUUCUAUUUCUUAAAUAUUCUGGUUUAUAGGUUAUUCUUGAACCUGGUGAUAUUUUAUUCGUCCCUAAACACUGGUGGCAUUAUGUUGAGUGUGUGGAAACAGCAAUCAGUGUUAAUACAUGGAUAGAAAUGGUAAAAUGCGAUAUCUGCUAGACUUGAUUUCGGUCAUAGCUUUAAUGUGAUAUACUGCAGCUAUUUCAAUUAGGGUUGUCCCCCGAGCAAAGCGGAAAAGUCGAAUACGAGCGCGAAAGGCUGCUGGGAAUCGCUAAUAAAUUAAUGAUUUAUUAGCGAUUCCCAGCAGCCUUUCGCGCUCGUAUUCGACUUUUCCGCUUUGCUCGGGGGACAACCUUAAUUGAAAUAGCUGUAUACUUGCCUUGCACCUAGACACUACAUAAUAAAUGUACAUGUACAGUACUAUCGGGCUGUUGGAACAGUACACAUGCAUCUCGCGUUCAUAAGAAGCAGGAUACCCGAGUUUCAGCGAAUAACUUCAUGCCUUGUACAGUACCUUCUAGCACAAUACAGCAUUAAUUUAAAAUGAUCUUAAUUGACCCUGUGACGGAGAGACAUGUAGUUAAUUGGUCAUGUUGGCAUGCGCAAAAAUAUAUAAUGAACAUGAACAAGUACUGAAUAAUUUAUGACUCGUGCUCAAGGGUGGGUAGUAGCGAAGUAGUUGUAGUUCGCUACUGUAGCGAACUACAAUUUUCAAGUAGCCAGUAGUUUUUGACUACUUUUUUAAAACAGUAGUUGUAGUUAUAGCGAACUACAUUUUGCCUAUAAGUAGCCAAGUAGUUGACUACUUUUCAAACAGCAAAUCGCUAUUCGCUACUUUUUAAAAUUGUUAGCAACUUGAUAGAAUAGCAUGAUAUUGAGACACAGUUUGCUUAAAAUCAAUACUCAAUAGUCAAUUUGCACUCCUGAACACUGUAGUGCUUACAAAAAUGUUGCUUUGUGUUAACUGUUGCUACUCGUAAGUCGAUUUGUUAUAGAUUGCAUUACAGUCUGAGUUAGUAGAUGCUCCGAAUAUAGUAAAACUAAAAAAUAUAGUGUAGCGAAAUAGCGAAAUAGUUCGCUACAUUUUUUAAGCAGUAGCUGUAGUCAGUAGCGAACUACCUUUGUUCAAAAGUAGCAGUAGUUGUAGCUGACUACAUAUUUUUGAAGUAGCUGUAGUUAUAGCAAACUACAAAAAUUUUGUAGUCAACCCACCCUUGCUCGUGCUACUUACCCAAAGUAAACUGUGCACAAGGGGCGUCAUUCCUGGGAGGGGGGUGGGGCGACGCGUCCCGCUCACUUUUUGGACAUUCGCAAUAUAAUAUAAUAUAUACUGACGUCAUAAUGUGGGAAGAACAAAGUCGCCGAGGCGAGUGGGUCACUUUUUUGUUCUUCAUACAUUAUGACGUCAUACUGUGUAUCUAUAACUGAACACACAACGGCAAAAUCUUAUCUAUUUGUUUUAUAUAAUAAAAAGAAAAACCCCGAAUUAAACAGGUAAAUAGCUUACUUUUUAUCCGCCCAAACAUUUGGAAAUUUGAAAAUCGAAAUUUUACAAAUAUCACGCGUACAUGAUCUAUACAAAUAAUGGAAUGCUAUUGGCUUCCUUACGUUACGUCACGUGUGACGUAAUCCCGUGCGUCUGUCCUCCAAUAGAUCAUGGCUCUCGACCAAUGAAAGAGCCCGAAUUCUUAACGUCAUUAUAUAAAAUAUAGUUCGUCCAUUGGUCAACCUCGUUCCCCCACUUUUUGGAAUGGAUUGUCGCUUUUGAUGUGUAUGCUCAGAAAUACAAAUUAGGUCCCACAAGCAUUAAUUAACGCACACUUUUAUUUUCCUUCAUAUAUAAGGGUAAAGUGGGGAGUUUGGGGACCGACGGACGGACAGACACUCCCUCUUAUAGUCUAUAGAGACUAAAAAUGUCUAUUCAUAGGAAUUUUUCUUCUUAGAAUACAGAUAACUACGAUCGGAUUGAGGAAGCAAUAACAAGAACUUUGGUAAGUCGACAAUUUACUUUGAAACCGAAUGUAGCUUUAUAUAAGAAUACGGUACAGACAUAAUCGCAUGUUUUUGCUCGUUAUGCUCGCUCUACUGGCUACACGAUUCUUGACAUCACGUAGCCAAGAAUGACCCACAUAUGAAAUUCUUAUUCUGGGACCGGUUGUUCAAAGCUGGAUUAGCGCUAACCCUCGCCGGUUAAAAUUUAACCCGCUGUUUUAGUCUAUGUAUUUCUGCUGCCUCGUACCCAGGCGCUAUCAAAUUAAUCCACGCGGCCCACGCAAAGGCCGCGCAAGCCAUAGAACAACACAUAGCGCCUGGGUACGAAGCUGGUAUUUCUGCAAGUCCAUUUGUUUCCAAACCUUAGAAAAUAAAAUUCCUAUUGAUCCAGACAAGAUUUCUAAGGAAAUAUUCCCAAAUGCACAAACAAGUCGGUGGGAAGUGUGCUUCGAGUUUUACGUUAAUGUAGGGUUAAGCUGACUAGUCCCAGAGGUUUCACUGCAUUUAACAACUUUUCUUAUUAAAUAGAUAAAUCCCCUCAAAUUAGAAGAAACAAAAGUUGGUGCUUGCGACCAAAACGUAUGGCUCAAUCCAUCAAUGAGAAAGGCAAGUGAAAGUGUGAUACCGUGAGAAUGAAAUUGAGAUCAAAACUGUUCCAAUCAUUUUUCGUUAUUAUUAUAUGGCAAGCAUCACUUCCGGUGAAAUGGCGGACUGUGAUUGGCUGAGAAGCUCCGGCAGUCCAUUACGUAAAAACAAAUACAUGCAUUUUAAAACAAAACAGCAAAACUAAUUGAAAAUUAUAAUUUAAUUUGUUAUUAAUAAGAUAUCUGCGAAUGGUUUUUAGUGGAAAAGAAGGAAUACAUUGUUUUGUUUUUUUUUCUUCGACCAAAUGUGUGCCACGCUACUAAUAUGCAUUUCAAAUCAUGCAUUUCUUGUUUGUUUCAAGUAUAAAUGCCAUAUAAUAAACUAUUAUUAACCUCGCUUGCUCGGUAUGUACAGAGAAAUAUCGGACCUCGGUCUUUUUCUACAGAGUCGCCCUACGUGCUCGGUCUGUACAUAAAAGACCUCGGUCUGAUAUUUCUCUGUACAGACCUCGCGUUCGGUUAAUAAGAAGUUAAUAAUGGGCUACAUUAAAAAGGGAGAAUGUCUUUAAAAGGUACUUACAAAAAUCCUAUAAUUACAUUUUAUAGGAGAAUCUGUCAUUUCAUGAAAGCAUGAACUACUUAGGCCAAGCUUUAAGGCUAUACCAUCUGGAACAAAUGAAAGCCAAUAAUGAAGUUGAACAACAAGAAAAUAAAGAACUUGGCGCGGACGAGUUUAUAAAUACUGUUGUUUCAACUGAUGUUAUUCGAAUGAUAGCACAAAAACUUCUCAAACUCACAAAACCUAUGCGGUGACAUUUGUAUGAUAUUUUACACUAAUGCUUUCAAGGUCAUUUUCACUACCCAAUGACCGUAUAGACAUUUUGAAUUAAUAAUUGAAUAGACAUACGGUAGCGAUUGAUACACCGAGUGGAAAGGGUAAUUUAAAAAUGAAAAUUAAAGCCCAGCAAAUGACUUUCAGACGAGACAUAACAAAAAUAUACCGGAUUAAACGAGAACGGAAGUUAUCGCAAAUUUAAACUCCUGGGGCCUAUAUACAUGAACUUGCGUAUAUACUCCUGCAUGGGGCCUAUAUACAUGAACUUGCGGUUACAGCUCAACUGCUGGCCUCUGUUGCUCAGUUGGUUAGAGCGCUGCACCGGAAUCGCAGGGCCGUAGGUUCAAUUCCUACCAGAGGACCUUGUGCUGCAUUUUUCGCAGUCGUUCCUGGUUAGGUAUUAAAAUGUAUAUAUUCUCACUUGGAUUACAAACCCUAACAUUCUAAUAAGGGUUAGCGCUAACCCUGGGUUUGUUUUAGUUUGGGUACAUUUGCACAUCUGUUUAUUUCAAAAUUUUGGAAAAUAAAACUUCUAUUGAUCCAGACAUGAAUUUUGGAAAACUAUCUUCGUGUUUCUAUAAACAGGCUGUUGGGAAGAUUGUUUGAAAUUUUCGUUAACCUAGGAUUAAGCUAACCGGCUUUUGAACAACCGGCCCCAGCAUGGGAAAGAGUGAAUUAGUGGUUUAAAUAAUAAACGUUGUAUUAAAAUGAGUCAAAUUAUUGUGUAUUCCAUAUUUCGUGGGGGGUUUUUAUUGUAAAAUUACCCACGUCCUCUUUUCCAUGCUUUAAGCCGGUUUUCCACUAGGCGGAAUUUUGCGCGCGGAGCGGACUUCUUCUUUGUCUUGUGAUUUCUCGGGUGGAACUAAUUAGAAAAGACAAAGAAAAAUUCCGCUCCGCGCGCAAAAUUCCGCCUAAUGGAAAACCGGCUUAAUGACUUGCGUUCUCGCUUAAUCAGGAAAACAAACGCGCUCCAUUAAUGGCGGUCCUUGGCGCUUGUUUCGCGUCCUGAACUUAAUGGUUGAGAAAUGCCUGCAUUUAAUAACAAUAACAUGUUUUUCCAGACAAAAAAGCAGUCAAUCCAUGCAUAAAAUAAACUUAAUGUGUCCUUUAGCCCUAUCAGUUGAGCUGAGCGUCACUCGUGACUGUUGGCGGCCAGUAUAAGCAAGUUCCCCCAGUGCAUGCGGUGGCGUUUUGAGUGAUUUCAGCCACGCGUGCCAUCGGCACCGAAUAAUCAACAUGUUGAAUAAUUUCAGUCACGAAUGAACAUUUCCUCCAAGUGCGCGCGCUCGAAAAGCUAUCACCUUUCACUGUAGAUCGAAAAGGCAUGCGUAAUAAAACAUAAGACAAAAGGAAAAUAAUUAAUGAGGAAUCUAAUACUUGAGUAGCGACAUAUGAAUAUUCCUCAUAAUUAUUUUCCUUUUGUCUUAUGUUUUAUCACGCAUGCCUAUUCGAUCUACAAUGAAAGGUGAUAGCUUUUCGAGCACGCACACUUGGAGGAAAUGUUCAUUAGCGCUAUGUUAUGCAAAGUGAAAAAAGUUUAAACCAUAGAUAUCUUAUAUACACUAUCUAAUUAUUCUGCAAUUCAAAAAUUGAAGCCGUGAUUGCAGACUCAGGAUAUUCCCAUGAAAUGAGAAGAUUCGUAUGUUUUCUAUUUCUUAAACAGGGA